UGUGCGUCAGUUGUUUUAUGCAUCAGUGGAGUUUCGCAAGCGCCGGUACUGUCUCCUGGUGAAGCUAAAGGUCAUCUGCUUCAUUGCAGCUUCUUGCCACCACGAAGUCAGUGUUAUUCAGCCACUGUCUAGUUAAACAAUGGACAAUUUUGAUAAUUUCAGUUCGUCGGAAAAGGCAGAGGCGACGGAGCUUCAGCGUCUUAUCGCUAUAGAGCAGCAGAAAGCGCAGUUCCAGGCCCAGGUGCACACCUUCACAGAUGUCUGCUGGGAUAAAUGUGUGGACAGUCCGGGCUCGAAGCUGGACUAUAGGACAGAGACGUGCCUAGUGAGCUGUGUGGAGCGUUUCAUUGACACCACUUUGACCAUCACCAACCGCUUCACACAGAUGGUGCAGAAGGGCACUCAUUAACAAUGAACUACUGAUGCUAAUAGCAGUGUGGAGCCAUAAUAUACACUGUUUAUUAUCCGUAACAUGUCAUUUAAGGAUAGAUAAUGUGAAGAUUUUUUUUUUUUUUUUUAAUCGUGGUUUAUGCGGGCUCAACAUGGAAUAUUUUUGCAUGGUUAUUGCUGCACAUGUGAGAAGUAUCUGUUAUAUCAUGGAUGUUAGUAAACUGACACCAAAUGCCCAUGUACACCAGUGAAUCCUGUCUGUUCUUAAAGGAAGCUGUGUCAGAGUUAAUCCAGAUCCACAUUCAUGUGGUGUGGUCGCUCUCACUGUUUGCAGGAUCAGAUACUGGGAGCAACUUUGGAUUUAUGUGAGAAGAAUCACAGCAUCAAUGACCAGCAUUGGUGUUUAAUACAGAUUUCCUAGUGCAAUAUGAACAUGUGGAUUUUGAUUUGAGUCCUUCUCAUGUCUUGAUAAGUAUGUAAAAAAGAAAAGAGUGCAGACAAAUAUUUGUUUCCAAACUUUUGGCCCUUUUUGUUUUGUAAAUUUUUUAAAAUUCACAUUUUCCAACAUAACUUUAUUUUCAUGGUAUGUAGAGUAGGCAGCAAGUAUAGCCAGGGCUGGGUGUAGUUAAAAAAUUUACCAAAACCAAUACCUUCACUUAAAUAUAAGUAUUAAACCAUACUGCUUUUAACAAAAAUAAAAUGUAGUACACAUUAUAUUACAAGUUUUAUUUUUCAGCUCAUUUGUAUUUUUGUGUACUCAAAGCAGUUUCACAUAAUAAAAAAUAAACUUAUUUUACCAUAGCUUGAAUUUUUCUGAAAGUAUAAAAUCAUCGCAUGCUAUCAUUCAGUGUCACCCAUGAGAUUGACUCCUUAAUUAUCAAAUGACAGGCACUUUUCCUUUCGGUGGUGCUGUUAAAAAUGUUGUUUGGCUCAGCAACUGCGAGUGUGCACCUCGCUAUACUUGAUGUUGCAGAAGAUGUAGAGCUGCUAAUACACCUGGAACGCCACUGAGUUUGAGUUGAAAUAUAAUGCUUAGCAGGCUCCAAAUGCAUGAAGGAAAAGCUAGAUGUAGAAGGUGUUUAAAAUUAUGCAGUAUCUUCCUCAUGGGUGAAGCUGCAAAGCACUGAUGCACAAUGUCCUCUGUGCCAACACACCAAGUGAUCAGGAUUCUGAAACAACUUACUUUAAAUAAACAUAUAAGAUAUGGUGUGAAUGUGGAAAUGUAUCAAGGAGUAUGCGAGAAUGAAAUCUUGAAAUAGAAAAUGUGUACGAACCUUGUAUAUAUGGAUGGAAUUCAGGAAAAACUGCUCUAAUAUUGACUAAACCACGGUUCUGUAAGAUGUUAAAUAUUGUUUUUUUUAUUAAUGCUACAUAUAACUCCAUUCAUUGGAUAGUUGAUUUAUAUUUACAGAACAUAUAAUUGGUGUAGCUCUAAAUGUUAGACACCUGAGAGCCAUAUUUAUCAUGUCCUUGAACUGAAAUAUCAUUCUGAUUAAAUUAAUGCUAUCAUUAAAUGUUGUACAGUAAUGGAG
Molecule: messenger RNA, 1922 nt
Organism: Sphaeramia orbicularis (orbiculate cardinalfish)
Lineage: Eukaryota; Metazoa; Chordata; Actinopteri; Kurtiformes; Apogonidae
Gene: timm8b
Product: translocase of inner mitochondrial membrane 8 homolog B (yeast)
Exons: 2
Coding region: 140-409 (89 amino acids)
Source: RefSeq, a predicted model, not a curated record